CGUCAUCAAUCUCCUUGAUUCAAGAAUAACCCUAGACAAAGCCAAAGAAGCCCUCAGAUGGAAACCAAGGUUGAAGAAACCCUGAACCUCUCUUAUGAUGAUUUUGAGCCCUUUUGCAAGUGGACAAGAGAGGAAGGACAUGACAAACUCGAGGUCCAUGUACAAGAUUUCAAAAUGGAACACAUGAGCAUCCAAAUACAGGAACCUGGUGUUGUGACAAUUACUGGAGAGAGACCUCUAGAUGACACUCGCUGGAGCCGGUUUCGUAAACAAAUCAGAAUUCCGAAGGAUACUAAAACAAAUGAAAUUCAAGCAAACCUUUCUGGGGAUAUUCUUCAUGUAGUUGUGCCUAGGAAAACUCCUGCACUUCCUGCCAAAAAAAGCAGCACCAAAACUAGUACAAUAACUGCAAGUAUGGCAUCAAAUUAUUUGUUUGGCUUAAUAAAGAGUGCAAUUUCGAGGCUAGAAAUGAACACCAUGUUAGCUCUACCAGUUGCAGGAGUGCUUGCUGUGGUGGUGGCUUUCGUAGCUUAUGCUUACAAAGAUUGUCACUGUGGAGAUGCUGAAAGCUAAUUGUUCCAUAUUUAAUUAUUGAAAUAUACUUCUAACCCAGAUUCUGCAUUUUUUGUUUGAAUUUGAAAUAAUAUUAAUGAUGCC
This is a messenger RNA of Populus trichocarpa (black cottonwood), 657 nucleotides long. RefSeq names its product inactive protein RESTRICTED TEV MOVEMENT 2. The coding region runs from base 58 to 573 and encodes 171 amino acids. The transcript is spliced from 2 exons. The record is from RefSeq and is a predicted model, not a curated record. Lineage: Eukaryota; Viridiplantae; Streptophyta; Magnoliopsida; Malpighiales; Salicaceae.